UAGAAAAGAAUCUCUGUAAUGUAAGAGACGUUAAUUUAUUAAAUAUUCCAUAACUUUUACAUUAUUAAUAAAUUUUCAAAGAAUAUGAUGAUUGUGUUGUAUACCUGAAAUUCUUAAAAUUAGCUAAAAACUGUUGAAAUUCUGGCGAAGAACUGAUAAUACAUGUCCUUUCCUUUCUUUUCGACCAGAAAUUUACAAUUUUUAAUUUAUUAACAUUAAUUGUUCUACCGUUGUUAUCAUUGAAAACGCCAUUUUGUUUAUACAAAUAUGUUAUCGACGAAGAAGAGUUCAAUAUAUAUUUAGUCGAUAAAGAAGUGAAAGUAUUAAAUAUACUAACGAUACAUCUUUGAGAAAGUAAAGUUGAUUGAAAAUGAAGCGAACGGCUUAAAUUAAUAUAAUAAAUUAAUUGAGAUAUGUGUUCACAUUGAAAAAUAUCAAAUUCAUUGUACGAAUAUGCAAACUUGUUUAGAUCAUAUACAUUGUUGUUAUUAUUGCAAAUAACAUUCUUGUGUUUUUCUGAAUCUUUACUAAUAAUUUUUUGUUCAUUUUGAUUUUUUUCGAAAGAACAGGAUAAAGUAUUUGAUGAUGAUUUCAUUGUUGAAAACCAUUCUUGAUUUGAUUGCGUAGUACUCGACCAUGUCUCAUUACUUUCAUAACAUGUUGUUGAUUCUCGAUGUAAAGUAGUUGAGUUUGUAUUAAAUGAUGAUAGUGUGCAAUAAAAAGGAUAUAUUGAUACGAAAAUGACAACAAAAGUCGUUAAUACUCUUGAUUUUCUUAUGGUACCCCAUGAUUUGUGACCUUGUUCGAUAAAAUGUGAAAUACUAAUUAAGGUUGAAAGGUAAAAAAAAAAUGACAUUCUACAUCUUAUUAGAAUAAACAAGAGAUUUCCAUAUUUAUAUCCUGAACACUCAGGCGAUUAAAAAUUGAAGCAUCAAAUCAAAAUUUUAAAUGCUUUUAAAUUAAUGAAGAAACUUGUAGAAUGUGUAAGUCUCUUCUUGCAACACGUUUAACUGAACUUAAUCAACAACUUGCAACAAUUGUUAAAUUACAAAAAAUGGAAGAUGAAUAUGACAAAAGUUCAGUCCUAUAUUCUAAGCUUUGUGAUUGUCCACAUCACAUAUUAUCCACUGGAGAAAAUAAGAAAAAAAUACCAUGUAAUAUCAACAUUUGCAAAACACGAAAAAGAUGUACUUGCCUUUGUCAAUGCAAUAAAACAAGCAAAUCCUAUAAAAAUGAUGAAAAAAUUAAAGAAAUCUCAAAUACACAAUCAUAUGAUGAUAAAGCCGUAAAGAAUAAUGUACAUAAUACUGAAAUUGGACAGGUCUUUAAUACAACAUUAGAAAAUGUACAGGAUUUAGAAAAAAUAAAAUCUACAAAAAAAGAAAUUAUACAAGAAAGAAUUGACAAUGAUAUAUCUGUAACAAGAAAUCAUUCUAAAAAAUAUGAAUCGUUCUCAAUAGACAUUGAUUAUCAGAAUACAAAACAUGAAAAUGAAAUUAUUCAUAAAACAGAUAAAACAGAAGAUACUUCUGUUUCUAUAGAGGUACCAGUGCAAGACAAUGAUAAAAGUAGAAAACCAGAAGAAAUUAUGAUACUGCCUGAUGACAAUGAUAAAGAUAUUAAUACAGAAGAAAUUAAAAUACUGCCGGAUGAUAAUGAUUUAUCUAACGAAAAAAAACAGAAGAGAGAUUUGGAGGAGAAGUUGCAAAAUGCGAAGCAACAUUUAACAAAGCUGAAAGAAAAUGGAGAACAGCAAGUAUCUUACCUAAAAGAUGCUUUACGAAAAGCUGAGGAGCAACUUGCACAAGCAAAAAAAGAAACCAUUACAAUUACCGCAGAUAGAGACAGAUUAUUACAAACUGUAUCAACACUAAAGGAGGAAAUAAAUAAUGUAAUUGGCAAAAAUGUGUCUUUACAUCGCGAAUGCCAGGAUUUAAAAUGUAAAUUGCAAACAGCUUCUGAAUGUGAAACGAAAACUUGCACAGUUGUUCAAGAUGAAGUUAAUCUUAUAAAAUCUAUAGUUAAACAAAAAGAAGAGAUUUUACAGGCAGAAAUAACUGAAUUAAAAGGAUUGAUUGCAGAACUUACAAAUGUUACAAAAAUACAAGAAAGAAGAAUAUGUGAAUUAACUAACAUUUGUAAAAAACAACAAUGCGGUUUACGUGAUAAAAGUAAAACGAUUAUUGAAAAGGAAUCCAAAAUAUUUGAAAUCCAAUCACUACUAAAGUCAUAUAGUUGCAAAUGCACAGGAAUGCAAAAUGAUAUUCAAAAUUUAGAAUCUACUUUAAAUAAAGAAUCAAAUACAUGUAAUAGUUUAAAAGAGGAGUUAGAACGUUUUAAGGAUGAUUAUAAUUGUAUGUUAAACAUUAAAACAAAAAUUAUAGAAGAACAAGAUGAAACGAUCAAAAAACAGAAACGAUUAUUGCAAGAUAGCGAAAGUAUGGCUCAACAAGCUGCUUCUGAAUUUGAGGAAAUUAGGAACGAACUUAUUCAUGAAAAAGAAACAUGUGAAUCUUUAAGAAUUGCAUUAAUUACUGCAGAAGUUCAAUUAAAUCAAAAAUAUAAUGUGGAAUGCAAGAAAUGUCAAAAUUUAAUUGCAGAAGUGAAUUUGUUAGAUCAACAAAAACAAAAAGCAUUAAUUGCGGCAAAAGAAGCUUUAAGAAAAUUAUGCAUUUCUGUAAGAGAUUACCAAAGGGAAUUGGUCUUUGAAAGACAGAAAUGUAAAUUUUUAACAUUAAAACUGAAGGAAAAGGAAGAUGAAGUUGAAUACAUUAAAAAAGAAUUUGCUUACAAAAAGAAAACAAUUGUGCGCAGAACAAGUGACUUUUUAUCUUAAUAGAUGCAGCUGAAGGUAAUAAAAUUAACAGCAAAUUUUAUAAUGUUUUGCUAUACAAUUUAUUAAAAAGCAAAUUAAUAUAAUCAAUGCUAAAAAUAACUAAAAAUAUGUUAUUAUAUCAUUGCAUGUUACUAUCUCUCCUUCAUUAAUAAUAAAUAUAUUCUAUUGAUAAUACUUUUUACAAAUAUUCAAACACAUUACUCUUCAAAAUUUAUAUUUGAUAUCAAUUAUUUAUAUAUUAACUUAGAUAUUUUUACCCUCAAUUCAAGAAAUAAAAGAUUAAAAUUCUUUUUAUACCAUAAAAUAUUAUAGUCAAAAUGCAAUCUCCAAUUUUUGUCAAGAAAAUAUUUAUAAAAGACAGACAUUUCAUCUGCUGUUAAUGAUGUUUUACCUUGUGCUUUCAAUGUUUCUUGAAACUUAUUGCGUUCCUGAAUUAAAAAAUAUGUUAAUAAAAAUCUUAUUGUUUUCUUAACAUUUAUGAGAAAUAUUCAAUAAUUUUACUUGUACGAAACUCUUGUUAUGUUUUGUCCAGAAUGUUUGAUUCCAAAGCUGUAUAUCCUCUCUAGCUUCUCUGUAUUUUUUCUCCAAUUUAGAUUCAUUAAGUGAUUUUUUAAAAAUAAUAGGUCUCAAAUUCGAAACAGGAUCUGGUUUUCCAAUUUGAUCAAAAUUUACCUCAUUUUGUGCCUUAUCUAUCGAUGAUUUCUAAUGUAAAGCAAAUAAAUUGUGUGACAAAAUAAAUGUAUUACACUUUAUUAUGUAAACAGCAAAGUACUUCAAAUGCUUACUGAACAAAAAGGACGAACUGUUUUGACUGGAUAUUUUCUGAAUAAGAAAGUACAUCUAUUACUCAUUUUUUAUAUUAUUUACACUUGAAUACAUGAGUUUUACAAUUUCCGUAGAAAUAUACUAAAAAACAUUAACACAUGAAAAUUCAUUAUGUCUAUAAAAAUGUUUUAUUACGAAUUCAAAAUGGUGAUUUCUUUGGCAGUUUGUAAUUUAAACUAAUUAGCAUGGAGUAUUUAUAUAUUGAUUAAAAAACAUUAAAAAAGAAUUGUACAUAAAUAUUAAUACUAAUACCUAAGAAAUAUUUAUAAUUAAUGUCAUAUAUGACGUAAUUUUUCAUACGUAUACUUGGGUCGUAAUUACGUAGUACUUUCGACUAACGUAGUCAUGGUAUAGAUUUGAUAUUUAACGCGCGAAAAUUUGAAUGCAUUCAUUUAUUUGUUGUUCAUGUUAAUUUGUGAAGAUCAUUAAUCAAUUUAUCUUAAUGUCAAAAACUAAAAGGUAAUAUUAAAAUUAGAAUUAUAUAUACAAAAGUAAAAUUAACAUAAAUGCUCAACUAUAGUUAAAUCUUGAUUUCAUUUUGCAUUAUUUAU
Messenger RNA from Vespa velutina, 4212 nucleotides. RefSeq names its product ELKS/Rab6-interacting/CAST family member 1-like. The transcript has 11 exons. The record is from RefSeq and is a predicted model, not a curated record. Bases 980 to 2836 code for a protein of 618 amino acids. Lineage: Eukaryota; Metazoa; Arthropoda; Insecta; Hymenoptera; Vespidae.